UCCCGCAGUGUAAAUUGCAUCGCAACCCCCGAUUUCUCUUUCCUUUCUUCUUCCUAUCUCCCAUCUCUCCCUCUCUCCGCCUCCAGCUCAGUACCUUGUCGCCACUGGUUUGGCAAGCCCCCUCCAUUCCUUUGUUUCCUCUGUGGCUUGGUGCAACGUAUCCGUCCGACGAUGAUCUUCAACACUGUCCUUCUAUCCGGAUUGGCUCUGGCCAGCGGCGCGUCCGCGCACAUCUCGAAGCGCUCGCGUUUUGCGCCGUACAACCCGCUGUCUGUUCUGUCCCCCAAGGCCGACAAGGUUGAGCGUGUGAGGUGCUCGUCCAAUGUUUCCAGCGAGGUCUACCAGGCUGCGGAGGACCGCUUCUCUGCUAACCGGAUCCUGAUUGACUCGGACAAUGUCUCCCCGCACUCUGCCAACAUCAGCGUCUACUUUCAUGUCAUCAGCGCCGACGAGUCGGAGGAGAAUGGCAACGUCCCGGACGACCAGAUUUCGCAGCAAAUUGACGUGCUGAACGAGGAUUAUGAGGACACUGGCUUGACGUUCGUGCUCGCCAACACGACGCGCACCGUCAACGAGACAUGGUUCAAGACCGUCGGCCCGGACACCGAUGUGCAGACGGACAUGAAGAACCAGCUCCGUCAGGGUGACGAGGCUGCUCUCAACGUCUACACCGUUGGGUUCGAGAGCGGUACCGGUGCCGGUCUUCUUGGCUAUUCCACGUUCCCUUCGUCCUACGAGGACAACCCUCAGGACGAUGGCGUGGUCAUCAUGUUCUCGUCUCUCCCAGGUGGCAGCCUUGACAACUUCAACCUUGGCAAGACUUUGACGCAUGAGGCCGGCCACUGGGUUGGACUCUUCCACACUUUCCAGAACGGCUGCUCGGACCCUGGUGACAAUGUCGAUGACACGCCCGCGGAGGCUCAGCCCAACAGCGGCUGCCCGACCACCGCUCCGGACACUUGCCCGGACAGCGCUGGCUCUGACCCGAUCAACAACUUCAUGGACUACUCUUAUGACGCCUGCCUUGACAGCUUCUCCAAGGGCCAGAUCUCGCGUCUGCAAGACCAGAUGGCCACCUUCCGUGGCGUCAACUUCGGCUCGUCAUAGGCGGCAAACCCAUUAUGAGCGCCUAUGCGCCCGGUCAUCGUUAUUUAUCGCACGUCGUCGAUGCUGCCCUCUCCUCUCAAAACGGACUCCGCACCGAGCCGUCGCGCGCUCAACAAUCCUUGGACAUUCGCACUCCUUACUACUAACCAAUACCUGCUCCGCCAUCUUAUACCUAUCACUGUUGUCGAUACUUUGGGGCUGGUCUUAGGCCGGUCCUUUUGUUGAUGGAGCAGGUGUAUCUACUGCAUACGAGUGUAGCCUGGAAGUUACCUGUAUCGUUGCACAAGUAAGUGGGGUUUAUGGGGGUAUUUAAAUGCAAGGUGUUAUACUGGA
Schizophyllum commune H4-8 is the source of this 1440-nucleotide messenger RNA. RefSeq lists its product as uncharacterized. The record is from RefSeq and is a predicted model, not a curated record. NCBI's taxonomy places the organism in Eukaryota, Fungi, Basidiomycota, Agaricomycetes, Agaricales, Schizophyllaceae. The coding region runs from base 172 to 1107 and encodes 311 amino acids. The transcript has 8 exons. Gene Ontology annotation, molecular function: metallopeptidase activity.